AUGGAACGAUAUGGUGCUAAUCCAGAAGCUGAUUAUAAAAUUCUGAAAGUCAAUGGACUUGGCGCUGCAGAAUUCUUAUCGAUAGUUCUACCAGCAAUGGAAGCGUAUGGUGGCGGUCAGAUUGUUGUAAUGUCAUCCAGCUUAGGCUACAGGCCACUACCGUAUGUGGCAUCGUAUUGCGCAUCAAAAGCAAUGUUAUUGUUUUUAUGCGAAUCGAUUAGUCGCGAAUAUCCAAAAAUCCAUGUUCAGUGCUUGACUCCUGCACUCGUCGCAACAAAUAUGACACAUUAUGAUAAAACUCACGGAUCGUUGUUCGUGAAAACACCAGACAGUUUUGCCUGUGAAGCCGUGAAUACGAUUGGUUUGGUCAACGUAACAACCGGCUGCUUUAACCAUGAAUUCCAGAUGCUUCUGCGACAUUUGUUCCCAUGGUGUAUGUUGAAGUACAUACUAUUACCAUUCAACUGGUACCACAAACACAGGACAGAUCAGUUACACAAAGCUCGAGUCGCAGCAGAUUGCGAUAAAAAGGUUCUUCUUUUUGCUGAUUUUAUUUUGCCGGUUAAUUAA
Messenger RNA from Gongylonema pulchrum, 570 nucleotides. The record is from the annotation of a GenBank genome assembly. NCBI's taxonomy places the organism in Eukaryota, Metazoa, Nematoda, Chromadorea, Rhabditida, Gongylonematidae.